AGAUGCACAAUCAAAUCCCAAACUCUUACUUUGAAGGGGAGUCAUUUUGACUUCCGCUCCUGCCUCCUUCUUGCUGUCGCCUCCUCGCUCCUCCUCUCUCUUCUCCUCUCUCCUCCACGGAGCCGACACUUCUCCACGACUUUACUCAAACGCAGUCAUUGGUCACCACCAUGUCUUCUGGAAAUGCCACGAUUGGGAAGCCUGCCCCAGACUUUAAAGCCACGGCCGUAGUGGAUGGGCAGUUCAAGGACAUCAAGCUGUCAGACUACAAGGGGAAGUAUGUUGUCUUCUUCUUCUACCCCUUGGACUUCACCUUUGUGUGCCCCACUGAGAUUGUGGCUUUCAGCGACAGGGCAGAAGAGUUCCGCAAUAUCGGCUGCGAGGUUAUCGGCUGCUCCGUAGACUCUCACUUCAGUCACUUGGCAUGGAUCAACACUCCAAGGAAGCAGGGAGGUCUGGGUAAGAUGAAGAUUCCUCUUGUAGCAGAUCUCACCAAGUCAAUCUCCAGAGACUACGGUGUGCUGAAGGAGGAUGAUGGCAUCGCAUAUAGGGGUCUGUUUGUGAUUGACGACAAGGGCACCUUGAGGCAGAUCACCAUCAACGACUUGCCUGUGGGACGCUCUGUGGACGAAACUCUGCGCCUGGUCCAGGCCUUCCAGCACACUGACAAACACGGAGAGGUUUGCCCUGCUGGCUGGAAACCUGGUAGUGACACCAUCAUCCCUGAUGUCGACAAGAGCAAAGAGUUCUUCUCCAAGCAGUAAACGUGAAAGUGUCCUUGCUGAUUUGUAGCACUUGCCUUCAGAUGAGGUGUCCCUGUGAAGCAGUAUCUCAUGGCGUCCAGUCUAAUCUAUUAAACUCGGCAAAGUUUCUGAACUUGUUGGGGGAAAAAACCUUUGUUGCAACUCUUAUCUUUGUAUUUACAGUUGUUGGGGCGACCACAUAGUCUUAAGCACUGAAAUAAUAGUAUUGUUCCUUUUUCAGAAAACUUUCAGAUUAUUUUCCUUGUCAUGAAUAAUUCCUGUUACAUCUUUAUUAAAGCACUGGGGGAAAAAUGCAA
Molecule: messenger RNA, 1060 nt
Organism: Hippoglossus stenolepis (Pacific halibut)
Lineage: Eukaryota; Metazoa; Chordata; Actinopteri; Pleuronectiformes; Pleuronectidae
Gene: prdx2
Product: peroxiredoxin 2
Exons: 6
Coding region: 171-764 (197 amino acids)
Biological process (GO): hydrogen peroxide catabolic process; response to oxidative stress; cell redox homeostasis
Cellular component (GO): cytosol
Molecular function (GO): thioredoxin peroxidase activity
Source: RefSeq, a predicted model, not a curated record